Molecule: messenger RNA, 2264 nt
Organism: Tripterygium wilfordii
Lineage: Eukaryota; Viridiplantae; Streptophyta; Magnoliopsida; Celastrales; Celastraceae
Product: methylcrotonoyl-CoA carboxylase beta chain, mitochondrial
Exons: 11
Coding region: 1-1746 (581 amino acids)
Biological process (GO): L-leucine catabolic process
Cellular component (GO): mitochondrion; methylcrotonoyl-CoA carboxylase complex
Molecular function (GO): methylcrotonoyl-CoA carboxylase activity
Source: RefSeq, a predicted model, not a curated record
AUGAUAAGGAAUUUAGCAAAGAGAGGAGUAUCUGCUACUGCUUCUUCUUACUUGAAUUCGAAUUCAUGGACCAUAGCAAACCCAAACCAGAUUCGACUUCUUCAGAAAUGUAACUUCAGCUCAGGAGUCCUCCCAAACAACGUGGAUCGCAACUCGGAGGCCUUUGCUCGUAACUCGAUGGCCAUGGAAAGCCUCAUCUCUCAACUGCAAUCCCACAUCCAGAAAGUUUUGGCUGGAGGAGGAGAGGAAGCUGUGAAGAGGAACCAGAGCAGGAACAAGCUUCUGCCUAGAGAGCGAGUUGAUCGUCUUCUAGAUCCUGGUUCUUCUUUCCUUGAGCUUUCUCAGCUUGCAGGCCAUGAAUUAUAUGAAGAACCAUUACCAUCUGGUGGCAUAGUUACUGGAAUAGGUCCAGUUCAUGGACGACUUUGCAUGUUUGUAGCGAAUGACCCUACUGUCAAAGGAGGAACUUAUUAUCCCAUAACUGUUAAGAAACAUCUUAGAGCACAAGAAAUUGCUGCUCAAUGCAAAUUACCGUGCAUAUACCUUGUUGAUAGUGGAGGGGCCUUUCUUCCAAAGCAAGCUGAGGUCUUCCCCGACAGGGAUAAUUUUGGUAGAAUUUUUUAUAACCAAGCUGUCAUGUCUGCUGAAGGAAUUCCUCAAAUUGCACUGGUAUUAGGCUCUUGCACUGCUGGAGGUGCCUACAUCCCUGCCAUGGCUGAUGAAAGUGUGAUGGUCAAAGGAAAUGGUACCAUAUUUCUUGCUGGACCCCCUUUAGUGAAGGCUGCUACCGGCGAGGAAGUCACUGCUGAGGAUCUCGGGGGCGCUACUGUGCACUGCAAGACAUCUGGAGUUUCAGAUUAUUUUGCCCAAGAUGAACUGCAUGGACUUGCUCUUGGAAGGAACAUUGUUAAGAACCUGCACAUGGCUGGGAAAGAAAGCAUGGCAAUGGGAUCACAAAAUAAUAGCUUGGAUUAUGAAGAGCCAUUAUAUGAUGUGAAAGAGCUUCGUUCUAUUGCACCAGUAGACCUUAAGCAGAGCUUUGAUAUCCGAUCAGUUAUUGCCCGUAUUGUUGAUGGCAGUGAAUUUGAUGAAUUCAAGAAAUUGUAUGGCACUACUCUUGUGACAGGAUUUGCUAGAAUUUUUGGACGGCCUGUAGGAAUAAUUGGGAACAAUGGAAUAUUAUUUAAUGAAUCAGCUUUGAAGGGUGCUCAUUUCAUUGAAUUAUGCACCCAACGGAACAUUCCUUUGGUCUUCCUUCAGAACAUCACAGGGUUUAUGGUUGGCUCAAGAUCUGAGGCUAAUGGUAUUGCAAAGUCUGGAGCAAAGAUGGUGAUGGCCGUUUCGUGUGCAAAGGUCCCCAAGGUUACAAUUAUUGUUGGUGGAAGCUUUGGUGCUGGAAAUUAUGCCAUGUGUGGUCGAGCAUAUAGUCCCGAUUUCAUGUUUCUUUGGCCAAAUGCUCAAAUAUCCGUGAUGGGUGGUGCUCAGGCUGCCGGUGUGCUGUCGCAAAUAGAGAAGGCAAACAAGAAAAAGCAAGGAAUUCAGUGGACAAAGGAAGAGGAAGAAUCAUUCAAGACAAAAGUUGUGGAGGCAUAUGAGAAGGAAGGGAAUGCUUAUUACUCAACAGCCAGGCUGUGGGAUGAUGGAAUCAUCGAUCCGGCUGACACUAGAAAAAUCAUAGGUCUAUGCAUCUCUGCUUCCAUGAACCGUCCGCCGGAACCCACCAAGUUUGGUGUCUUUAGAAUGUAAAAGCCCUUCAGUAAUAAGAGGCAAUGCAAAUUGAACGAAUGCGAUGCGGGUUGUCUUUGAGCUUGAACUCGAGUAUUAAUUGGAGUCGGUCUCCUUUAGGACUUAGUUUUCUGGUGUUUGGUCACACCAAUUCCCGAGGUGAUUUCACUGGACCGUCCUCUGCCGAGGUACUUUUCUCUUGAUUUUCUUGCUUCAUGCGUCCUGUCUGCAGGCGCCUCGAGUACUAUUACUUGGGUUGGCACCUUGGUAUUGUCUUCAUCGGCAGCUCGAGGGAUGCCACUUCGAUACCUAGAUCACAUAGGUAUACUUGACAUCUCGGUGUCGUGCCAUUCCCUUAUGCCACAUGUCAGCAUAUUGGUGGGAAGAUAUUUUCAUUAUUAUCACAUACUAGUGGUGAACUUGCGUGUUGCACGAGCAUUAUUUAUUUGUAACUCCGUAAAUGAAGCUUUGAAGUUGUUUUCGAUUAAAAAAUUUGUAAUGUUUGUUUAUAGAGAAAUAUAGAAUCCAAUGUGUCUAAA